Chaetomium strumarium is the source of this 540-nucleotide messenger RNA. RefSeq lists its product as uncharacterized. Gene Ontology annotation, cellular component: mitochondrial matrix. The record is from RefSeq and is a predicted model, not a curated record. The transcript is spliced from 3 exons. NCBI's taxonomy places the organism in Eukaryota, Fungi, Ascomycota, Sordariomycetes, Sordariales, Chaetomiaceae. Gene Ontology annotation, biological process: mitochondrial respiratory chain complex III assembly. The coding region runs from base 133 to 468 and encodes 111 amino acids. Gene Ontology annotation, molecular function: protein folding chaperone.
ACCUCGCCUUGCAGCCGCAAGUGGAACCGCCCCAGGAUCUUGCGACUGAAGAUGUCACUUGCCAGACUCGAACGUUCCUUUGGCGGUACAAUCAGAAAUUGAUCGGAGUCCUACCCAGGCGGCAAAUUCAAUAUGGCAGCUCUUCAAGCAUACAGAAACCUCCUCCGCGCCGCGAGAAUUGCCUUUGAAGGCGAUAUCAGAAUGCUCGACGCCGCACGGCAGCAAAUACGACAGGGCUUCCGGGAUAAGGCGGCCCUGUCAGCGUCAGACCCAUCGAUACAGCCAGCCAUUCAGCAUGCCGAGGAAGUUGCCAGCUUCCUGAAAGCGAACCUUGUUCAGGGGAGAAGGGAAGGAGACAGAUACAGACUCCGCAUUCACGAAUAUACUGAGCGGGGAGAUAACGACACCGUCAAGUUGGGGAACAAGAACAUCAAAGUCGACGGUGUAAAGUGCUGCUCGGAGAGGUAGCACGAGGGAAGUGUCUGAUGUCGGACAGACGGACGAGGAAUGACUAGCAGAACGCAGUCAACCGGCAGGGAA